CCCCAGAGGACUUAUGUAACAGGAUAUAUGACCAGAAAAACUGAUAGCAGAAGGGAAGUGACAUCAGCAUGAUAAGAUUUCUCAGAAGACGAAACAACAACGACUUUGUCUGCGCGUAAAAAAUCCUGCUGUGUCAUCAUAGUCGCAGCGUUGGAUAUACAUUCCCUCUUCGAUCGUCUUCUAGACAGUUACUCAAGAUCAAAAAAUGAAUAUUUCGUUCAACGGUUGCGGGUUCAUGGUUAUGUAUCAUCUUGGCGUGGUGGAGUGCUUAAGAAAACAUGGACCGGCAGAUUUGCAUCUGAAAAAAGUGGCAGGGGCUUCGUCGGGAGUCAUCCCUGCUGUGGCUCUUUUGUGCAACAUAUCAAUAGAAAAAAUCACGGAUCAUAUUCUCAAAAUCGCUGAGUUAGCUCGCAGCCGAUUGUUCGGACCUUUUCGACCUUUCGCCCCAUACAUGAACGAUCUUAUAAGACAGGGACUUGAAGAGUAUCUUCCUAGCGAUGCCCAUGUGAGAGUGAAUGGAAAGAUUCACAUCUCUGUGACACGGGUAUAUGACGGUGGAAAUAUCAUUCUAAAGAACUUUGACAGCAGAGACGAACUAAUCCAGGCUCUAACAUGCAGUUGCUAUCUCCCGUUUUUCUUUGGUUUGAUUCCUCCGAAGUUCCGCGAGGUUCACUACAUGGAUGGCGGUUUAAGCAACAAUCUUUUUGUCCUUGAUGAAAGCACGAUAACUGUAUCUUUCUUUAGCGGCGACUCACACAUAUGCCCCCAAGAUAAAACCAACCCGACAUCAAUUUACAAAAUCGCCAAUUUAAAAGUUGAAUUGUCCUGGACCAACGCGCAACGACUUGCUCUGUGCAUGUUUCCCCCCGACCCGGAGACUCUAUUAAAGACUUGCCAGCAGGGUUUCGACGAUGCCCGGUUGUUUCUUCAGCGAAACAAUCUGGUCGUGUGUAACCAGUGUGUUUUUUCAAUGUACCCCGUCGUGAGCAGUGAUCUUACCAAUAUUAUCAAUUGUCUGGAGUGUGAUAUCUUGAAGAAGAUGCUGAAAGUUGGUGGUUUAUCAGAAGUGGUCACUAUGACCCUGGUGAGCGCCGUUACACAAGCCAACCAAGGACUGAUGAACAGGAUUUUACAACACCCGAAAAUGCGGCUAUUGACAUUUUUAAGCGUCCCCUACAUCAUACCAAUUGAUGUUGCCUUCGGUAUUUUAAUCAGGUUUGCUGAAAAUGCUUCGACAAUCUCAACAGUAGGGGCAAACUUGAAAGAAUUCGUAGAUUUCAUCUCGGCGUUUAUGAAAAGAACCUCUUAUUAGUUAAAGCAUUCUGCCUUCAUUUUAGCAGCCAGCUAUUUCAUUUUUCGUUUGAUUGGGUUUAAAACUAAUAUACUUCGUUGUCGCUUAUAGAAUACUAGCAAAUGUGCUCUCAUUAACACUUGAUGCAAUUUUUUGGGUUUUGUGUGCUGCCUCCUUUAUCUCAAACUCUCAGCCGCUCUCAGCUAACUUUGAUUAAUCAUUUGAAUACGACUAAGGAUGGCCAAUUUGGAUAAUUGUAAAUUUGUUACUCUCAUUGAAGGAAUUCAAAAACCUGUCAGUAAUAUGUAUGCUGUUGUUAGCUGUGUUGUUCAAGAGUCUAGGAGCCAAAAAUAACCCGUAGAAAUACCCUUCAUGGAAUCUGCAUUUUAGUUGAUCCUUCAUGUUAUGAAGGUUCUGUUCAGCGCGAAGAAUUCUGUAUUCAAUAUUUUACUCCCUUCAAUAGCUCUGCACCCAUAAUAGAAUGUGGUGAUGUUUUGGUUCUUCAAGGAAUAACAAAGCAGCAAAGCCUUAGAAAUCCUGAAAAAAGUGAAUUUCUUCUCAGAAGUGACACAAAUAACAUGAUGGUGGUGUUUCCAAAUGGAAAGAGAGAUUUAGUGCGAGUAGGCAGUGGAUUGGGCCCAGUCCCUAAAAACAUAACUCAGGAUAACUUAUGGUGUAUUGAAUCCCUCAGUAAUUGGCAUAACAAAAUCUGUAUGGCUCCUUGCAUUAUGAAUUCAAUUAAGUCACCACCCAUGUCCUCUCCAGUCAACUGGUCCACAAAACUAAAACAACAAUUAGCAGAAUUGGAUGUGUACUCCUCACGACUAAGACUGGAACAACAGCCUUUAGCCAGCUCUUUUCUUUCCGAAACGGCAACAAAAUUAAGGGAACUCAUCAACUCAGAGACAUUUCCGAAACACUGUCAGGACGACCGUGAAAGUGAGUCGGGAAGUUCUCCGAAAAAAAUCAAAAGAGGCUCUAUAUAGCUUGGCGGCGAAACACAACAACAUUUUACAUCUCUUUGAUCUGACAGUAAGUCAUGUGCUUCUCAAUAAGUCUGCUUACCGUUUGUUUUUUAACUUCCCAAGUUCACUUUAAUUGAAACUUUGGUCUUUGUUCUUAGCAUAAAUAAUCAAGAUGUGUUUGGGACCUUAUAAUGGUUUCCGUAAUUUCGUUGUUUAAGCACGAUUAAUUUUUCAUUGAUUUUGAUGUGCUGCAAUAUUUUGUUAAUCGAGAAUAAACAAAACUUCCUUUUA
Molecule: messenger RNA, 2547 nt
Organism: Daphnia pulicaria
Lineage: Eukaryota; Metazoa; Arthropoda; Branchiopoda; Diplostraca; Daphniidae
Product: patatin-like phospholipase domain-containing protein 2
Exons: 13
Coding region: 206-1312 (368 amino acids)
Biological process (GO): lipid homeostasis; triglyceride catabolic process
Cellular component (GO): membrane; cytoplasm; lipid droplet
Molecular function (GO): triacylglycerol lipase activity
Source: RefSeq, a predicted model, not a curated record